Hippocampus zosterae (dwarf seahorse) is the source of this 5655-nucleotide messenger RNA. RefSeq names its product protein phosphatase 1, regulatory subunit 21 (gene ppp1r21). Gene Ontology annotation, cellular component: membrane; early endosome. Lineage: Eukaryota; Metazoa; Chordata; Actinopteri; Syngnathiformes; Syngnathidae. The record is from RefSeq and is a predicted model, not a curated record. The coding region runs from base 595 to 2967 and encodes 790 amino acids. The transcript is spliced from 21 exons.
GUUUUCUUUGAACUCUGACCCUUGAGUUUGUGCCUGGUAGGAUCACCUAGGAGUAAUACAAAUGAUAGUAUAUUUGCUGAGUACUGGCUUGUCAUGGCCUUGUUUGCCAAUGUAACAACAGCUACCCCUCCUAUUUGACAGUAUUCGUGGAGAGUAGUGUGCCGGAUAACUCCGCGACGGCUGUAUUAGUGUGUUUUUCGGUGUCACCGGCUUGUGUUUUGCUACUUUGCUAACCAGUUAGCUGCUACGCGCUGUCGUCGCUGAUAACGCUAACUCAAACACAUCCCUUUUCAAGUCGGAAGAACAUCCGCAUUUACAUCAAGUAAAUCUGAUAACCACGUUGUCCGAAAACCGUGGCUCUCACAUUUUAGCGAUGUGCGCACUGCAAAUUAUUUAUUGUAGUGCAACAAACAGUUCGCAAGAACGUCGUAUUUGCAGACUUGUUAACCUGAGCUAGACGAGGUUUUUUAUCACUCUUUGCGUCCGUUAAGAUCAGUGGAGAGUUUUGCUCAAGUUCAUUGGGAAAUCAUUUCGUACGCAGAAGAAGGCAACGUCGCGCGCGGUUUUAGGGCGCCUGCAGAGUUCAGAUUAAUUAUGGCUAAUGUCACGGAUCUGCAGACCAAAUACAGCAGGUUGGCACAGGAGUACUCCAAGCUGCGUGCCCAGAACCAGGUGUUGAAGAAGGCAGUUGUCGAUGAGCAGGCCAACUCUGCAUCGCUCAAAGAGCAACUGAAACAGAGGGAUCAGAGCCUUAGGAAGCAGGAGCAGGAGAUGGACAGCCUCAGCUUUCGAAACCAGCAGCUGGCGAAGAGGGUGGAGCUUCUUCAAGAGGAGCUGGCUGCUAGUGAAGCAAAGGGCAAAAGGGGAAAGAAUAAAGGAGAUUCUCCUUCACACCAUGGUGUGCGGACACAAAGUGUUUUUGACGAGGACCUGCAGAAAAAGAUUGAAGAAAAUGAGAGGCUUCACAUUCAGUUUUACGAGGCAGAUGAGCAGCAUAAGAGACAGGAGGCUGAGAUGAAGACACGUCUCGAGGAGUUGGAGCGAGAAUCUCAACACCACCAGACUGUCGUGGAUGGACUCACUACAAAGUACACAGAAACCAUUGAGAGGCUGCAGAGUGACAAGGCGCGAUUGGAGGUUAAAACACAGACUCUGGAGAGGGAGAGAAAAGAUUGCAGAUUGAGAACAGAGGAGUGUCAGCAGCAGUUAAGACGAUGCCAGUCAGAACUGAACAGACAACUGAAACAAAGCAGCAGCGUCAUCCAGGAGAAAGUGCCCUUUAACGACACCAAAUUUAGUGACUACAACAGUCUAAAUGUGCCGGCACACAAUCGAAGACAUCAGCUCAAAGCCCGGGAUGUGGCAGGCCAAGCCUUGAGCUUCAUUCAGGACCUGGUAGCUGGUCUGCUGAAUUUCCAUUCUUACACUGAGCAGAGAGUCCACAUUUAUCCGCUGGACUCUUCUAUUGAGUCCAUUUCCCCUUUGAAUCAAAAGUUUUCUCAGUAUCUGCAUGAGAAUGCAGUGUAUGUCCGCCCCCUGGAGGACAGUUUUCUGCAGUUACACCAAAGUAUCACAGAGGACACGGUCACAGUUCUGGAGACUGUGGACAAGCUGAAGAACUUCAGUGACAUUUUCUCCACAUAUACCCGCUUCCUACAAAAGCUGCUCCCUUAUCAACUAAAAAGUCUAGAGGAGGAGUGCCAGACACCACUUUGCACUGCUGCCCUUACAGUAAAGAACCGGGAACUACAGAAUGAUGUGAAGAGAGUGACUUUAGUGUUUGACAAGCUACAGAACUACAUUAACCUGUUGACCUUUCCCAGCGUUCGCCAGGAUGGAAUGCCACAAAGUAGCACCUCCGCCGUCUUCACCCAACUAGCGGCUUGCCUGCAUAGUCUUCAUGAUGUUGUUAAAGAAAUGUCCAAGCACUACAACCAGAAGGCCAGCUUAGAGCAGGAGCUCCCCACCACCACACAGAAACUCUUCACCACUACAGAAUGUCUGCUAGGCUCCCUCGGCUCACUGACCAACAGCACAAGCAAGCUUGCCACAUUCUUCAGCAACAACUUGGAUUUCUUCACGUCAUCGGGCUACAGUCCCAGAGGAAACACAGGAGCUUUUAACCCUGUACAAGCCGAGAUUAUGCUUUCCAACAAAAAGAAAGCAGCUGCUUACAUUAGUGCACUCAAAAAGCCCCGGCCACAGUCCGUUCCAUACAGGGAAGCUCUGUCCAAUCGCCGGAUACUCACAAGCUCCACUGAGAGUAGAGAAGGUCUCACUCAACAGGUGCAGCAGGGUCAGGAAAAGAUUGCACGUCUUGAGCAGGAAAAAGAACACUGGCUCCUGGAAGCUCAGCUUGGGAAAGUGCGGCUUGAAAAGGAGAAUCAGCGUAUUUCAGACCUGGAAGCACAGCUCGCUAUGGCUCUUGGGGAAGGUCAGAUCUCGCAGAUGUCUGCAGUCAGCUCAGUGACACAGAACCACGAGGAAGUGGAGUCGUCUCAGCAAACUGCUGCAAAAGAAACUAUGUGCACCAGCCUGGUUGGCAUGUUGUGCACCGUGCCCUUAGCUGAGCAUGUGGGAGACGAGGAGUCCAGGGAGCAGUUGAUAAAGACUCACUACAUGACCAGAGUGGGAGAACUCACCACUCAGCUCCAGGUGUCAGACAGCAAAGCAGUGCACUUCCACUCUGAGUGUCGCGCUUUGGCCAGAAGAUUAGCCAUUGCAGAGAAAUCACGUGAAACUGUUGUCGAGGAGAUGAAACGUGCCAAUCGAAACAUCACGCACUUGCAGGAUGAAUUGAGCACAACCAAGAGGAGCUAUGAGGAUCAGCUGAGCAUGAUGAGUGACCAUUUGUGUAGUAUGAACGAGACGUUAAGCAAACAGAGAGAAGAGAUCGACACACUUAAACUGGGCAGCAAGGUACACUACGGACCAUUCUUUCUCUUUUCGAUUUUCUUCAAUAAUUGAAACUCUUAGAACAUGGGUGCCAUUCAGAUCAGGCCUCAUCCAAUGUGGCCACCUGGGUAAGUUUUUGUCUGCCGCCACUCCCCAUUGGUAAUUUAAAGAGAAAUUGAAGAGCAUUUAUUUUAGUUAUCUUUAUUUUAUCAGAUAACAUCUCUUUGAUUAAUAAAUAUACCAAAUUAAAUGUGAAAUAAUUUGUUAUGAUUUAAAAGAAAACUUAAUAGAAACAUAUUGCCAACUAUGCAUGUAUAAUGUCCGGGGCUCCAGACGCUCCCUAAAUUGUCGCAUUUCGCCCAUAAAAUUUGCGACAUAUUGUAAAUCUGCUCACUAUUGUGUGACCUGUAAAUUCCCUUUUAAAUUAGUAUGAUUAAAUCAUUUUUGGUUGCUGAUGAGCUAUUUUGCCACUGUUAACACUCAAUAUGGCGAACAUGAGCAGAAUGAUUUCACGUUUACUUAUGACAAGUAGCCCAAUAAUAAAGGAGUCAAUCGCUCUAAUCAUUGUCAAAGUCGCCCGUUGAGACUGUACAUUGCAAAAGCAGUCAUAGCCACACACUAACAAUAAUUUACUUCAUUGGUGAGUAACAGGAGUGCUAAAUAUCCCUUUUAGGAUUUUGUUGACAUUUCCACGUACAAAGGUUAAUUUUCUUUGAAAGCAGUACCUACCAUUCAUUAAAUGUUCGGUAAGAUUUGAGUUGUUAUAAAUUAAUCCCAAAGGGAAUCUGUUUCAUGUUGCAUUGAGCAUUUGAAAUGUUUUAUUAAAAGCUAAUAAGGGUUGUGUUUAAAGGGCCAUUUCAGAGUUUUUUUUAUAUUUCUAUUGUGAUUGGAGGGAGGGGGUUGUAUUGAAAGGUGUUGGGCUGAUCAAUCAAUUUGUAGUAAUAUUAGUUGGCAAUUGCUCUACGCUAACUUUUGUAUUUCAAGAGUUAAUAGUAAAAACUAGUUUUACUAUAUUUUACAUUGAAGAGGAUUUUUUUGGGGGGGGGUAAUCUGAGCCAGCUCGGCUGAUGAUCCGGUGUAAAAGACAAUUGAAAACUCCAAGGAGUGCGGAAACUCAAGCGUCUCUCGAGACAUUAAGUUAUGUUUUCAGCCUCUGGGACGUGACAUUGUAAAGAUUCUGCCAGUUACAUUAUGGACACGGAGGUCAGUGGAAGCAGUGUGCUUACUGCACAGUCUGAUGGGAAACACACCUGCUGGCACCAUUUGAAAAAGUCAUUAGGUCUAAGUUGAAGAGGUCCGCUAUUGGGUGUGUGAGUGUUUGCAUGCUCUGGCCUGCUUAAGAACAGGUUGCCAAAUGGCAGGACAGAACAUGUGUGUGAUCUGUAGGUGGUGGUUUUCUCUUCAAGGACAGAAACCAGACCCGGCAUGUUUCUAGAUUCUUAAAGGAAUGCAAAGUAAACCUGAGUCAUUAAAUUGUUAUAAUCAUAAAUCUGAUCCAAAUUGGUGUGUUUUACUUUUACUUCUCCGUUCAGCAUUCUGAAAUCAGCCUGAAGUGAGUUUUUUUUUUUUUUUUAAAUCUACCUGUAUAUAUCUUCUACAGACAAACGCCAAGAAGAACAAAGGCCGCUAGCGGUUCCCUUCCCAAAAGUAAUGGCAUCAUGAGAGCAUUUUGAAGAGACUAUGGAGCCUCCCAAAAUCAGCCCCCCUCAACACACACCCACACUGUACCCAAUACCAGAUCACAAGCAAAGCUUCAGAGGCCUUUUCUUUCCUCCAGACAUAGCACCACAUAUUUUGUGCUGGAAUCUGUUUGACCUUUUUGGCCAGAGCAGAAUAGGGCCUUCCAAUUGGAACACAGGAAAUGAAUAAAUUUGCUGACAUGAAGACCAAACCCUGUAAAUCAAUCAGCCUUUCUGUUUUUCCUGGUUGUGUGUAUGUAUGGGAAAACGAUACUGUUUUUGCUGCGUAUUGAACACAAAAUGUGAGAGUGGCUCUUUUUACAUGCACAUAUAGUUUCAUGCCUUUAUUAUAUAACCCUUCGAACACUGCAUAUGCUAAGAAGGGCUUCCAAAGAUCAACCAACAAAUUAACACUUGAAUCCAUACCUUAUUCUGGAGAGUCCUUGCAGAUGUCUGUUAAGAACCUCUGACUGAUAAACUGUUUACAUGGAAGAAAUGGACAACUUGUAGCUGGUAAAGCGUCCCGUAUGAGGGUGCGAUCUUACUUUACAACAGUAGUUAACUUUUUUUUAAGUGUGGAUAUAACCUCCUGUUGGGAUGUUGCAGCCUCAAAAUGUAUUGUAUCUUGCAAUUUUUGUAAGCAUACAUUUAUUAAAUGCAUUGAAAUAAUAGUAAUUGUAUGUUUCAAUCUUAAAAAUGCACCUAAACGGAAAAUAACAUGUAUUCAUUACUGAACGUGCAAAUGUUUCACAAAAUAUGAAGUCUCUACUUAUUUUAGGUGUGUCUCAAAGUUUGUAUUAUGGGAUACGUCGUUGCCUGGACUCAAAUUGUUGCUUAGACAAGCUGGUUCAUGCAGCGUGCAUUUGUGCAGCUGCACUUUCAGUUCUGGCUUGUUGUGACAUGAUGAUGUAAGGCACAGUAGCCUCUCAGUGGUUGCUUGCUGGUCUUCACUUGGGUCACAUGGAUUUGUCAACUGUUUUCACACGAUGGAAAGUACUGUAUUUGUAUCCUAACAGUGUAACGUUCUCAAAAGCCCACAAUGUGUGUGUGAAUCAGAAUAAAGAGGAUGUUGUCAUUAGAA